AUGCUGUCUGAUAUCCUUGAUUUGGCUCCAGGAGCUGGUUAUCAUCUUCUGUCUAUUGCUGCUACCCUGCUUGUCAUCUCAAUCGCGACCGUGGUGAUCUAUCGUCUAUAUUUUAGCCCUCUGGCAAACAUCCCGGGGCCCAAGAUAGCCGCGGCUACAUCACUGUUCCAUUUCUAUCACGACGUGAUUCGCGAUGGCCAAUACAUCUGGGUGGUGCGACAGAUGCACGAGAAAUACGGCCCUGUGGUUCGCAUCCGUCCCGAUGCCAUCCAUGUCAAUGACCCUCAUGCCAUUGAUGCCGUCUUUGGGACGGUAGGGUCGCGUCGCAACAAGGCCAAGGGGACGUUGAACGGCUACAUGGCUUAUGGGUCCGUGCUAGGGACCGAAGGACAUGAUCUUCAUCGUCGACGACGAGCAGCUCUCAGUCCCUUCUUCAGUAAGCAGUCCGUGCGAAAGCUCGAAGGUGCUUUGCUGGAGAUCAUGGCCAAGGUUUCCCGGCGACUCCAUGAACGGGCCGAACAAGGGGGGGUAGUCAAUAUGAACGUCCUGUAUGCAUCCAUGACCAGCGAUAUCGUCACUGGGUACGCCCUGGGCGAAAGCUGGGGUUAUCUGGAUAUGUCCGACUUGAAUGAGCGAGCCUACCGGGUCAUCUCGGCCAGUUGCAGCACCUUCCACUUGAACACCUUCUUCCCGGUCCUGGGGGUGAUUGUGCGGCGAUUUCCACGCAGUGUCAUCAUGCGUCUGAUUGACAUUAGCUUCUUUGAGAAGAUGGUCGCGAAUGUGUCCCAGCGUCUGGAGACGAUUCGACGCUCCAUUGUGGAACAGGGAUCGGGAUCUGCUGCGGAUGUCUCCGACAACAUCUUCUACAAAAUGAUCACCUCUGAUCAGCUUCCGGUAGCGGAGAAGGCGACGAGGCGGUUGAUUGAUGAAGCACGGAUUGUUAUUGCUGCUGGGACAGAUACCACCGCGCAAGCCCUCAGGGGAAUUACAUAUGAGCUUCUUGCCAACCCGGCAGUUCUGGCCAAGCUGAAGAAGGAACUCGAGGAUGCUAUUCCAACAUCCGAUGAGAAGCUUCCACGUGUAGCGGACCUGGAGGAACUGCCGUAUCUUUCUGCAGUCAUCGAAGAGGGCCUUCGUCUGUAUGCGGGUUUCUCUUAUCGGCAGGAACGCGUGUCCCCGGAUGAGGAUACAGUUAUUCAUACCACCCUGGAUGGAAAGCCUGUAUCCUAUAUUAUCCCUGCUGGCAUCUCCAUGUCGAUGACCGCCCCCCUUCUGCAUCGACACGAAGCUCUCUACGGCCCCAACCCUAAUGUCUUCGAUCCAGAGCGGUACUUGAACAACAAGCAGCUGAGUAAAUACCUGAUCACCUUUUCCCGUGGACCCAGACAGUGUGUCGGAAUCAAUCUCGCCUAUGCCGAGAUGUACCUUGCCUUGUGGACAAUCUUCCGUCAAUUCGACGUGUAUGAUGGGAUAGGAAUUCAGAACGUCCCGACAAUGGAACUCUACGAGACCAGUCGGGACGACGUGGCCAUGGUGCGAGACCGGGUUGCUCCAUUUGUCAAGACGGGGAGUUUGGGCGUGAGAGCCAGACUGAGGCUUCCUGGUCAUGAGUAG
Aspergillus sclerotioniger CBS 115572 is the source of this 1614-nucleotide messenger RNA. Its product is annotated as cytochrome P450. The transcript has 6 exons. Gene Ontology annotation, molecular function: iron ion binding; oxidoreductase activity, acting on paired donors, with incorporation or reduction of molecular oxygen; monooxygenase activity. NCBI's taxonomy places the organism in Eukaryota, Fungi, Ascomycota, Eurotiomycetes, Eurotiales, Aspergillaceae. Bases 1 to 1614 code for a protein of 537 amino acids. The record is from RefSeq and is a predicted model, not a curated record.